AGCUGGAGGAGAUAAACAGAAAGAGGAGGGAAGGGGGUGCGUGUGUGAGAGCGCGCGCGAGUGUGAGUGUGCGAGUGUGUGUGCGAGUGUGGGGUGCGCAAGGCCGGGCGGAGGCGCUCGCUGUCCGGCCGCGAUCAGGCGCCGGCUGGGGCUGAGGAGGAGCAUGGGAAGGGGCUAGUAGAGCUGCCCGGGCCCCCUUCCCGGGAUCCGCGGGCCCCCCACUCCCCGGAGCGGGGCUGGGCCUCCCCCCCUGGACGGACAUGGGUUCCUGAAGUUGCGCCGCCGCCGGUCCCGAGAAGAGGCCUGACAGGUAAUUAAAUGUGUGUCUUGUGGACCUGGGCUUGGUUGGAAUGCUCAAGGUUCCUGAAGCUCCUUCUAUAGCUUACUUCUGUGGACCUCAUUAAAAGAAGAUGGCAAAAGUCAACAUAACUCGAGACCUCAUCCAUAGGCAGAUCAAGGAGCAGGGUGCCCUGAGCUUUGAACGGCGCUACCAUGUCACUGACCCUUUUAUCCGGCGGCUGGGCCUAGAAGCAGAGCUGCAGGGUCACUCAGGAUGUGUCAACUGUCUGGAGUGGAAUGAAAAAGGAGACUUGCUGGCUUCUGGCUCCGAUGACCAGCACACAAUUGUGUGGGACCCACUGCACCAUAAGAAGCUGCUCUCUAUGCACACGGGUCACACUGCAAAUAUCUUCUCUGUUAAGUUCCUGCCUCAUGCUGGGGACCGAAUCUUGAUCACGGGAGCAGCUGACUCCAAGGUGCAUGUCCAUGAUCUGACAGUAAAGGAGACCAUCCACAUGUUUGGAGACCACACAAACCGAGUGAAGCGCAUUGCCACGGCGCCCAUGUGGCCUAAUACAUUCUGGAGUGCUGCUGAGGAUGGGCUUAUCCGCCAGUAUGACCUUCGGGAGAACAGCAAACACUCAGAGGUGCUGAUUGACCUGACGGAGUACUGUGGCCAGUUGGUGGAAGCCAAGUGUCUCACUGUCAACCCCCAAGACAACAACUGCCUAGCAGUGGGGGCCAGUGGGCCCUUCGUGAGGCUGUACGACAUUCGUAUGAUCCACAACCACAGAAAGAGCAUGAAGCAGAGUCCUUCAGCAGGUGUACACACCUUCUGUGACCGACAGAAGCCCCUUCCGGAUGGUGCAGCCCAGUAUUAUGUAGCAGGACACUUGCCAGUGAAGAUGCCUGACUACAACAACCGUCUGAGGGUGCUGGUUGCCACCUAUGUGACCUUCAGCCCCAACGGCACAGAGCUGCUGGUCAACAUGGGUGGAGAGCAGGUCUAUUUGUUUGACCUGACUUACAAGCAGCGGCCGUAUACCUUCCUCUUGCCUAGAAAAUGCCAUUCCUCAGGGGAAGUUCAGAAUGGCAAGAUGACCACCAAUGGUGUAUCCAAUGGCGUUUCGAAUGGCCUACACCUCCACAGCAAUGGUUUUCGACUGCCGGAGACUAGGGGGCAUGUCAGCCCCCAGAUAGAACUGCCCCCAUACCUGGAGCGUGUGAAACAGCAGGCCAAUGAGGCUUUUGCCUGCCAGCAGUGGACCCAGGCCAUUCAGCUUUACAGUAAAGCUGUGCAGAAGGCCCCUCACAACGCCAUGCUCUAUGGAAACCGAGCAGCUGCCUACAUGAAACGCAAGUGGGAUGGUGACCACUACGAUGCUCUGAGAGACUGCCUCAAGGCCAUCUCCUUAAAUCCAUGCCACCUGAAGGCACACUUCCGCCUGGCCCGCUGCCUUUUUGAGCUCAAGUAUGUUGCUGAGGCUCUGGAGUGUCUGGAUGACUUCAAAGGGAAGUUCCCAGAGCAGGCCCACAGCAGCGCUUGUGAUGCCUUGGGCCGUGACAUCACCGCUGCCCUCUUCUCCAAAAAUGAUGGUGAGGAGAAGAAGGGAGCUGGUGGAGGCCCAGUCCGCCUGCGCAGCACGAGCCGCAAGGACUCCAUCUCAGAGGAUGAGAUGGUGCUGCGGGAGCGAAGCUAUGACUAUCAGUUCCGCUACUGUGGCCACUGCAACACCACCACGGAUAUCAAGGAAGCCAAUUUCUUUGGCAGCAAUGCUCAGUACAUCGUCAGUGGCUCUGAUGAUGGCUCCUUCUUCAUUUGGGAAAAGGAAACCACCAACCUAGUCCGUGUGCUCCAAGGGGAUGAGUCCAUUGUUAACUGCCUGCAGCCACAUCCCAGCUACUGUUUCCUGGCCACCAGUGGCAUCGAUCCUGUUGUGCGGCUCUGGAACCCCCGGCCAGAGAGUGAAGACCUCACGGGCCGAGUUGUGGAGGACAUGGAGGGGGCUUCCCAGGCCAACCAGCGGCGCAUGAACGCAGACCCCCUGGAGGUGAUGCUGCUCAACAUGGGCUACCAGAUUGCAGGCCUGAGCAGCGCGGGUGGCGCUGGGGCCUCUGACGACGAGGACAGCUCUGAGGGCCAGGUUCAGUGCCGGCCCAGCUAGACCCUCCUAGCCCUGCUACUGACUGGACCCUUCGCCCAGGGCAGGAAGUCAGGGGGUUCUGUUUGAUUUGUCUUCCGCCCCCCACCUUUUUUUUUUUUUUUUUUCAUUUCCCCCAUUUUGUUAUUUUUGCAUUGGGGGUGGGAGGUUGCAACAACUUGCUGGCUUUCCGAUUCUGGGUGGUCUUCCCCUUCACUGGCCUGUGUCCUGAGAGCGGGGUGGGAAGCCCCUCAUUUCUCCCCCUCCCACUUCCAUGACCCAGAAAGCCAGGCCUGAAACUGUCUUCAAGGACCACCUGCCCCUUCAGCCAGCAGCAGGAAAAAGAAUGAACCCUCCCUCAUCAGUAAGGGCUUAGACUUCCUGCCACACAGGCUCCCCAGCAGGCAAGGCUAACUGUCCUUGGUAUUCAGGGAAGGUUCUGGAAAAGGACUGGGUCCUGCCUUCCCUGAAGCCACUGUGACAAUAGGAGCAGAGAAAGGUGGGGAGCCCCAGAAUAGGUAGGGCAGGCCACCCAUUGCCCUGGCCACCUCUGGGGGGCUCUGCCUGGGACCCUGGAAGAGGGUGAGGCCCCGCACCCUACCCCACCCACCUCCAUGCCAGUCCAUCAGCACUACAGCCACUCUCCUCUCUGGGGCGCUCCUCGGCCUCACUGUGACCUUUCUGCCAGAGCGCCCAGCUGGGCCUGUUCUCACUGAGUUGGGGCUUCCUGCUAAGGCCUUCCACCCUCCCUCCAGCCCCACAUGCUGAGCCGCCACAAAGACCAAAGAAGUGAUGGCUUUUCUCUGUCCCCUGCUGCUCUGGGGGAGAGGGGGUCCCCAGAAGCACUCUGCUGGGAAGUCCCUAGCUGGGCCCCCUCCCCCUCAGCAGCCUGAGCUUUACACUGGAUGCAGCAGUGGGUCACCCCACUACUCACCAAACCCCCACCGUCCCCUUGGCUCUCAGCUAGGAGCCUCAUGGUCGUGGGUUCAUCCGUCCUCCCCUCUCCCUCCUUCUCCCCCUCAGUGCUUAUUUGGCUUCAGCUCUCCAGCUGCAGCCUCUGGGGAUAAGCAGGCCCCCCUCCUCCCGCCUCACCUCCCCCCUCUUCCCUCCACCCCUGUCUCUGCCAGGUGCCUCCUCUCAGUCAGGCUUCAGAGCAGCCCUGGAGACAGGAGGACCAUGUUAAAAGCUUUUUCACAGUUUUAAGAAGACUUGCGGGGGGUGAGGAGAGUGGUAGGGGGUUCUGGCACCAUCUCAUUUCUGCUUUAAUCCAGGCAACACAGGUGGCAGCUUCUCCCUGUCCCUCUCCACCCCAUCCUCUCUGCCCCUCUCUCUUCCAGCUUGGUAAUGAAGUAUAUUUAUUGGGGAAGGAAACAGCUGCUGCUGCUUCUCCUGCUGUUGGGUCUAGCUCCCCUGUCUCUUCUCCAUGACCUUUCUCUAGCCAGGGAGGGGAGAGUGGGGCUGGGACCUGGGGCUCAUGGGCCAGUAGAGCCUCUUCACUUUCCUGUGUUGGAGCCACCUGCCAUUUCCCCUCUCCCUGCCUCCUGCCCCUGCCUGCCCAGCCUGGGCCCUGCAGUGUGGAGAGACACAUAAGCCUUACUGUCCUCUGGGGGCAGGAGCUGAGCCUUUUUGUUGCUCUGCUCCCAGGAGAGUGAGGGUGAUGCAAUUGAUUAAAACAUUUUGUUCUA
Messenger RNA from Suncus etruscus (white-toothed pygmy shrew), 4105 nucleotides. It is a transcript of the gene WDTC1, whose product is annotated as WD and tetratricopeptide repeats 1. Gene Ontology annotation, cellular component: cytoplasm; Cul4-RING E3 ubiquitin ligase complex. Lineage: Eukaryota; Metazoa; Chordata; Mammalia; Eulipotyphla; Soricidae. Gene Ontology annotation, molecular function: protein binding. The transcript is spliced from 16 exons. The record is from RefSeq and is a predicted model, not a curated record. Bases 411 to 2444 code for a protein of 677 amino acids. Gene Ontology annotation, biological process: negative regulation of fatty acid biosynthetic process.